This is a messenger RNA of Ochlerotatus camptorhynchus, 2816 nucleotides long. RefSeq names its product cilia- and flagella-associated protein 44. Gene Ontology annotation, molecular function: protein binding. The transcript has 5 exons. The annotation marks the transcript as partial. The record is from RefSeq and is a predicted model, not a curated record. NCBI's taxonomy places the organism in Eukaryota, Metazoa, Arthropoda, Insecta, Diptera, Culicidae.
AUGGCACAAGCAAGUCAAGGAUCUGAGAAAAUUGCUGGAAAAUCCAUGAUGUCCAAGCCUAUUAGAAGUUCUUCCUGUACAAUUCCUUCGGAAAUACUGGAGUUCGAUUAUUCUUACGGAUAUGACUGCAAGCGUCCGUUCAACCUUUGCAAAAUCGACGAUGACGUGCUGGUGUUUGCUUCCGGAAAUCUAAUUCACUUCUUCGAUGUGGCAAAUCAAACCGUUACCACUAGGCGAAGCUCAACCGGAGGUGGCAUUGGAUGUAUUCAAACCAAUCCCAAUCCGGAGCUGUGCCACUUGACGGUGGGAGAGAAUGGGACCAAUCCGCCGAUAAUUAUUUACCAGUAUCCGGAAAUGAGCGUCGUGAACAUCCUGCACAACGGAACCACCCAAGCUUACAGCCGAGUAGAUUACAGUGCCGAUGGAGAGCUACUGGUUUCUCAGGGAUGCGAUCCGGACUACAUGCUGACCGUGUGGAACUGGCGAGAGGCGGAAAUUAUUCUAAGAUGCAAAUCGUUUUCGAACGAUGUGACAAACGUAAUGUUUUCACCGUCGGUUGCUGGGCAUCUCACUUCCUGCGGUCUGGGCCACAUAAAAUUCUGGAAAAUGGCGGAAACAUUUACCGGUCUGAAGCUUCAAGGCGAGCUUGGGCGUUUUGGAAAAACCGAAAUCUCCGACAUAAUCGGCAUCCUACCGAUGCCCGAUGAAAAAGUUCUCUCCGGGUGCCAGUGGGGCAACGUUCUGGUUUGGGAAAGUGGCCUGAUCAAAAUAGAAGUUUGUCGCAAAGGACGAAAACCGUGCCAUCAAGGUCCCAUCACGCAGAUUAGUGUCCGCGACGCUGAAGUCAUGACGUGCGGAAUGGAUGGAUUCAUUAGGAUCUGGUUUUGGGAGACGGUAGAGCUGGCUGAUCCCCCGGAUGAUGACCGUGUAGUGCAGAUAGAACCAAUUAUGGAGUACAGGAUUGGCAAUGAGUCCCUUCAUAGCGAACUGAUGUGUCUUAUCAAGAAAGAAGGAGAUUUUCAGUGGUACGCUCAAGAUGGAAAUGGCGGAAUUUGGAUGUGCGAUAUAACGCCUGCCUACAAACCGGCUGAGCCCCAGCAACUUCUCAAGUGUCACUCAGGACCAAUAAUGGCUGUUCAAGCUAGUCCAACCACACAUCACGUGGCCACCCUGGGCAGCGAUGGAAGAUUGUUCAUGUACGAUUAUUUGCAACGGAAAAUGUUAUUUGACUAUCGAUUCAGCUCAAGUGGUCGCGCCAUGCUUUGGCUUCCUGUAACUCUUGAUCCUACAGGAAUGGUUCUGGCUCUAGGAUUUGAAGAUGGAUUGAUCCGGAUAAUGAUGGUUAACUUGGAUUCCGAGCCACACCUCAAUCUGGUUCAAAUCGUGAAAUCCCAUUCGGAAGCCAUCACUGUAUUUUCCAUCAAUGCGCAAGAGACUGUACUCGUGUCAGGAUCUGAAGAUAAAUCAGCCUUCGUACAUCAACUUAUCAAAGGAAAUCCUCACAUAGCAAUAGAGCCCAUCGGUCUGGUUUACACUCCGUCAGCAGUUUCUACUAUUAAUUGGAAACCAAACACUCGCGCCACCGUACUUAUUGGUUGUCGUCAUGGGCACGUGCUGGAGGCUGAGCUUCCCGUAGAACCUACGUCAUACACCGACAUAUCGUAUCAUCUGAAAAACUUCGAUAUUAGACAGUUAACCUUCCAAUCCGUCAAGUCGGAGAUUAAGAGAAAUAUAAGAAUUGCGAAAAUUGAAGAGCGAAAACAGCAAAAGCAUGCCAGAAAAAUGAAGAGCUUGGAAAGAAUUCGAGCUGAGAAUCCUGGAGUAGAAAUAGACGAGAACGCAUUCUUGGAGGAUUCUGAAGAUGAGGAAGAAUUGGAACCAUUGUUUAUCCCCAAAGUUCCAAAUGCCGUGCUGUGGGUCCAGUAUACGAACGAGAAUACUCUUUGGCUGUCAAUGGGUGGAUACGACGCUGGAUUCGUCUACGAAUACGGAUUCGAUGAUGAGGAUCCGAUUUCAUGCACACCAGUUUCCGGAGCAGAAGACACCGAGAUAAUGUGCUAUAUACAUGACCAUAAAUACUUAAUAUUUGGCAUGGGAGAUGGAUCUAUUCGAGUGAACCGUACCAAAGGAGACUUCCGUGAUUUGAAUGAAUUCUGGGCCCUGAACAUGCAUUAUAACCUCAGUGGAAAGGUAACAGGCUUAGCAUUUAGCUACGACUACCGCUAUCUCUUUAGCAUCGGCACGGAUGGCAAUCUUUUCGCCUACAAAUGGUACGGCGAGACGGGUGCAAUUGAGGCUAUUGAAACGAAAUCCCUCGAAAUGGUAGUACCCUACGUUGACGAUAUCGAUGACCCUGCCUUCCUAUCGCUAGAACAGCAGAAAAUCAAACAAGAAAAUGAUAGAAAGGCAAACCUGCUGAACGACAAGAAAAAUGAAAUCCUCGACACCGUAGCGGAAUAUCGAAAACAGUUUGAAAAGAUUCUAGCCAGGAAUCAAGCUUUGCCUGAGUCGCAGCGAUACGCAAUGGAGGAUUUUAUUUUGGACGAACGAAUAACUGCCGAUAUGAAGCAAGAGCUGGAGACUGACAUGGAUCUUGUCCGCCGGAAGACGGCAUUCGAUGUCGAGAAAGCACGUCUCUCUGGAGAGAAGCUGAAAAAUUUCUUUCUGGCUGAAAUGGAAAGUGUUCCCAUUGAAGUUCUUGGCGUGAGAAGCCCGACAUCAGUUAAGUCAUUUCGGAUAAGCAAACUAAAUGAUGAGUAUUAUCAGACUUUUAUAGACUUGGAGCAUCGAAUUGAAGAAGAGGAAGCAAGACGGAG